This is a messenger RNA of Photinus pyralis (common eastern firefly), 2677 nucleotides long. Its product is annotated as putative nuclease HARBI1. Lineage: Eukaryota; Metazoa; Arthropoda; Insecta; Coleoptera; Lampyridae. The transcript is spliced from 2 exons. The record is from RefSeq and is a predicted model, not a curated record. Bases 269 to 1354 code for a protein of 361 amino acids.
CCGGUUGUACAAGUAUAGCUUAAGCAGAGUUUAAGAAUUAAGCUGAGUUUAAACACAGUUCAAUUUUUUAGAGUGUUGUACAUACUUCACUCAACAACUAAACGCAACUUAAGUUUUGUUUUAUUUAAGCAGCCGAUUUUGUUGGUUUAAGCUUAGUUUUGGUUCUUUGCGCAUAGUCACCGAUUUGUUAGUUUUGUUAGGUUAUAAUUUUAUGUAAUACCUGUUACCAUUGAUUAACAUAAUCAAUGCUGUUACCCUCCAAAUUGUAAUGGAGUUGCAUGCACUAACAGAUGAUGAAGAUUUCCUAGAAGUAAUUAAUAUAAUUGGACGCAGAAGAGCAGCAAAGAUAUAUAGGCACCGAGAUAACCACUUUACAAAGUGGAAUGAUAAGGAAUUUUUAAAUAGAUUUAGGUUAUCCAAAGAUUCAGUUCGUUUUGUAAUUGAUUUAAUACAAGAAGAAAUAUCACAUCCCACAAACAGAAACUUUGCAGUAAGUGCCGAGUGUAUGGUAUUAUUGGCACUAAGGUAUUUAGCAACUGGCUGCUUUUUGUCAGUUGCAGGCGACUUUAUUGGCAUCGAUAAAUCUACUGCAAGCAGACUUACUACAAAAGUCUGUCGAGCCAUUGCCAGUCAACACCGCAUUUUUAUCAAAAUGCCUACCACAGAGGAAGAAAUGAGAGAAAGAAGUAGAGGCUUUUACAUGAUUAGUCGUUUCCCCAAAUGCAUUGGUGCUAUUGACUGUACCCAUGUGAAGAUUAUAUCCCCCGGUAACAAUGCUGAGAUUUUUCGAAAUCGGAAAAAUUUUUUUUCUUAUAAUGUGCAAGCUGUUUGUGAUGCAAGCCUGAGGAUUCAAAAUAUUGUAUGCAGAUGGCCUGGGUCAUCUCAUGAUAGCACAAUAUUUUUACAUUCUCAAAUAAGAAAUCAAUUUGAGAAUGGAGACUUUAGAGGGUACUUAUUAGUUGGAGAUGCAGGAUAUGCUAUUAAGCCGUAUUUAAUUACUCCUCUAAGAAAUCCGAUCACUCGUACUGAAAAUUUAUUCAAUGAAUCCCAAAUACGCACACGUAACCCAAUAGAACGGUGCUUUGGUGUGAUGAAACGCCGAUUUCCCAUAUUGUCAUUUGGGAUUCGACAACGCGCAGAAAAGGUCGAGGCUAUAGUAAUUGCAACUGCAGUAUUACAUAAUAUAGCUAGGAACUUUAAUGAUGCACUGCCAGACAUAAAUGAGGAAGAACAAGAAGCUAUUGCAGCUGCUGAAAUAAAUUUCGAAGUGGAAAAUGUUCCAUAUUACAACAAUGGACUAAAUAAUGCUGUACGUCAUCACCUUAUUCACGAAUACUUUAAUCGCUUAGCAUAGUGUACAGUGUAUAUUACGAACAAACUUAUUGUUUAACAUUUUUUAAUAACAUAUCUUUUUGUAACUUCAAAAUUUCCAUUUUUAAUUUGUGUUCUUCUUUCAUACAUUCUAGUUCGAACUCAGAUUUUGUCUUUUUUAUUUCUAAAUUUAACUUAUGUUCCUCUUCCGUAUGUUUUAAUUUUACUUUUUGUUCUUCCAAAACACCUUCCAUUCUACUCUCUUCCAGUUUUGUUUUAGCCUCUGCCCACUGCGAAAUCUUCUUGUUAAUAACACCCUGGGAUGUAUCUAAAAUUUUAAAAUAAUUAGUAUUUAUAGUACAUUUCUGAAAGUGAUUUUACCAGUGGUGUUUACACAAAGCGCAGCUGAUUUUUUUCUUUUAAGCAUAUUAGGUGUGUACUUUUUCCAGUUUUUAUCACCUACAAAUUCAGAAGGAACUUAGAUUUAAUACUUUAUGACCAGUACCGUAUACUACCAUUAUUUUCGAUAUCAUCUGUUGCAGAUGGUUUUACGGUCGAACUGUAGUCGUGAUCGUUAGCAAACUCUACUAUCAUCUCUGUAACGAAACAAUAUUGAACCACACACACACUUGGAAGUCCUUAUUUACCAUUACUAACUUGCAGGUCGUCUGUUUCUGGUAUUUCAAUUUCAACUGGAAGUAGUAAAAUGUAUGUAAAUUGUUUAUAAUGUACACAUUUUUUACUUACUAGCAUCCCCAUCAAAUUGUGAUUGAAAUCCCUCUGCUCUUGGGCCAAGUAUAUCUUUAAUGCCCUCUUCGGUGUCAUUUAAUGGGGUGUCUUUGUAAGGACCACCCCCAGUUCCCAUUGAAUACGUUUUAUUUUCAGACAGUUUCUUUUUCACCCUUUUCUUUAGAUUUUCGAACUUCUUUUUUAACACAGCUUCACUACGGUGGCUGUCGUUUACUACAUUGAACUCCCGAGCAACAUUUGACCAGGCUUCGGUCUUUUGUUGGUUCGUAACCGCAUCUGUUUUUUUGCACUCUAAGACAUGUUCAUAUUGUUUUACUAAACUGGUUAAUAUUGCCUCUUCUUUCGCGGUAAAAUUGGCUGCACGCACUUUUUUUUCGUUAGAGCACAUCGUUAUAAAUAAACUAGUAUUGAUUGAAGGUUAAGUUUAUUCACAACAAAUAUCCAAUUAAUUCUUUAUGCGCAUGUUUGCACGUUGCCAACAACAGAAAAUUGUGGUUUUGGUAAACGAAGUUUGAACGCAGUUUGUACAACGAGGUUAAACGAAAACUACGCUCAAAACUUGGGCGUAGUUUAGUUAAACCAUCCCUGAACUUCACACUUGUACAACCGGCCCUAA